UACGUAAACCUUACGUUACGUAGUUUGCACGCACAGUUCCGUACUACGUACGGCAUCCGCAUCUCCAUUUUAUUUUCAUUCGAUCAGCUGACGCCGCCACACUUAGGCCUCGUCCCGGACAGACGUCCCCUUUCUAAAGCGUAUCGCGUUACGAUACAGCAUCGUAUCUAGUUUAGAUGCAGUACAGAAAUGGGACACCAUAGAUAUUAUGUACUGUAUAUAUAGUCUCCUGUAGUACUUUGUAGUAUCAAAGGAGGAGCAACAUGACCGUAAAAAUUCAUGCAACACUAUAGAAAAUGGAAAGCCGCACUUACCUACUCACCUGCAUCUCUGUUCCUGUACGAAUGCUGGCGAGUGUGGAUCCAGCGUAGUAAUUAUUGAUUUGUUACUGCUACAUCUCGAAUUUAUCAGAUUAGCUGAACAACGCUGGCCGUAUACAAUGGAUUCCGACAGUGAACGAAAUUAUCAAGAAGCUGUUUUGAAAAUUGUUUUUCUUGGAGAGCCAGGAGUAGGGAAGACGUCCAUAAUUCAUCGCUAUUUAAAUGACCAGUUUAGCGGUGAUUCCAUUCAGACCAGUGGUGUGGAGUUCCAUCGCAAGCGGAUUUCCUUUCCGGGGAAUACUGACGUCAGUUUGCACAUUUGGGAUACCGGCGGCGCUGCCUUGAUUAGCGGAAUGCUCAGUUCGUACCUGCACGAAGCACAUGUGCUUGUGUUCGUGUACGACAUUACUAACACCAAUUCCUUUGUGAAGUUGACGGACUGGUUUGAGAUGAUACAGAAAUACUACCCACCUACCGUUGAUGGAAGCAGUAAACGAAAAGAUCCAUUUAUGGCCGUUAUUGGGAACAAGUCUGACCUUCAGCAUCUGCGUACCAUCAAACCCGAAAGAGCCAUGAAAUUUGCUCAAGAACGAGGUGUUGCGGAGACCGGCGUUAUAUCGGCGCAAUCGAAUGACGGCGUUCAUGUUCUGUUUCGGAAAAUAACGGCUACUGUGCUAGGGUUACGGUUGGGACGUGCUGAUUUUGAACAAGACAUUGUUGCUGCUCAGCUCCCACAAAACUCCAGGGAUCCCAAUCCAAUAAUACGGCCCACUGGCAAUCCAUCACGCUCAUCCAUCUGUGCUAUUUCUUAGAGGAUAAGGAUUGCUUAACGUGCAUCUAAAUUCAGUAUUUGACUUCUCAUGAGAAUUUUUGUUUUUAUGCACAACUUCUUAGAUGUGUUCAAACAGAGAGUUCCGGGACGUAUAAUUCUGGAGCACGCCGCUGGUAUUACAGUAAUACAAGCACGCCGACACAAAGCGCACCUUGAAGUCAUUUGCACAACCGUAGUGGCAUGAUAUUAAAACUGACAGUCAGAUGUAUCGGUGGAAAUUCAUACUUUGCACCUUCCUCGGUUAUGAGCAAAAUUAUCUGUGGUACAGAGCUUGCAACAAGAACGUUUAUUAAAACUCUGCUUAAA
Paramacrobiotus metropolitanus is the source of this 1458-nucleotide messenger RNA. Its product is annotated as ras-related protein Rab-28-like. Gene Ontology annotation, cellular component: endosome; Golgi apparatus. The transcript is spliced from 7 exons. NCBI's taxonomy places the organism in Eukaryota, Metazoa, Tardigrada, Eutardigrada, Parachela, Macrobiotidae. Gene Ontology annotation, molecular function: GTP binding; GTPase activity. Bases 440 to 1132 code for a protein of 230 amino acids. The record is from RefSeq and is a predicted model, not a curated record.